Messenger RNA from Lactuca saligna, 1475 nucleotides. The record is from the annotation of a GenBank genome assembly. NCBI's taxonomy places the organism in Eukaryota, Viridiplantae, Streptophyta, Magnoliopsida, Asterales, Asteraceae.
AUGCUCUCACUUCUUUGUAUCUUAGUAACCCUCAAUUUUAAGGUUUGUCACCAGCAUCCUUUGCUAGCCCCGCUUACACCACCACUCACAAACGCACACGCACACCAUGCCAAUUGCUACCGUCCACAAACUCUGUCUACCACGACGACCACCACUAUGCGUCGAGCACUGCCACCAUCAUUUACAGCUUCGACUAAAGCCAUCACGACCCACAGCCAACAAGCCCCUGCUAACAUCACCACUCAAAUUGGCGUUCAUAUCUUUCUCUCUGCAAAAGACAACCACAUCAGGCCAAUGCCAGAAACCUCAACGAACACACCUAGAGUUAGAGUUGAACAGACCAAGGAAAAAUCUGGAAAAAAAUGUUCUGAUGGAGCUAUUGACCAUGGUUCACGAACAGGUACAAUACUUGAACUUGAAUUAGAUAUCCCCACCCAGUAUGUAAGAGUAUGUUACUCCAAUUCCAACAUAUAGAAGUUGCCAAAAAGAUUGAAGAGGGAAAAGGAAAAGAUGGAAGAUGGGAAAAGAGGUUGUGGCUGAAUGGUAAGGUUUGUUUAGUCAUUGCAUCUAUCUGAUAUGAAUUGCAUCAUUUUUCCUCAACCUCUUAUGAUAUAACAAAAUUGAACUGCAUCAUUUGUAAUAUACCUUCUCAGGUUUAAAAAUCUAUAAAUUAAGAAAUAUUUGAGCAAAUUUUUGUCAAUAUGGGAAAUUCUAUGUUCAAUUGGUUUUAUAUAUCAAGUUUUAGUUUUAGAUAUUUUAAAUAAUACUAAUUACCUGUAUAUGGCUUAUGCAUGAUCUAUUGAAGCUGAACUCGGUUCCGGUUAUGAUAUGGUGGCCUCCAGUUUAUAUGUAAUUGUAUCCACAUAUAAGAUCACUCAUAUCUUACAUUGCAUAUAUUAAUUUGUAUUGGCUUUUUUGAAUUAGAUUUUUCAAAAGAGCAUGAGUUGGUUAAAUCACUAUUUACUAAGAUCCAAUACAUUAACCAAAUGUGUGAGGGGCUCUUGGUAAAAAUUGCAAAUGUCUUAGGCGAUCAUUAUUUUAUUUUGGCACAAGAAGAAAGUAUAAGAUAAUUUUGUUUUUCUACAUUUUCAUGGAUUAUUAUUUAAUUAUGGAAAAAUAUAUGCUUUUUAACACAUUUAUCGUUAGAGUAAUUGGGAGCCAGAGUAAUAAACACAACCUUGACCUGUUUUUCAAAUACAUUCACUUUACCAAUCUCUUGAAUGAUGGAACCAUUUGCUAUACAUGUUGAUUACUUUUUCUCAAACUCAAUAAAAUAGUUUUUUUAACAUGUCAACAAAGUUAGAGUAGUUAUUUAUAGAAUAACAUAAAUUUAUGAAAAAAAGGAUGGGGUUAUUCCAAUGCCUAUUAUUUCUUUUAGACAUGACCGUGUAUAUGGUUUCAUUAAAUUUCAUAUCAAAUUAUGCUAAUUGUUUGUCUUGUACCUUUAUUCAAGUAUAAGUUUUUAUUUUAAACUG